GGGAAGGUGAAUCAGAUGAAUAUAUUGUGAUUCAUUCCAGUUGUAUUUAUUAUUGUUAAAAAGUAGUCACUUUUUAAGAGUUAGAGUGGAAAUCCUAGCAUAUGCAUUAAAUGUAAAAGUAUUUGCUACCAAAACAUUUAGUAUGUCAGACGUUGUAAUGUGAAAAAUCCUAAUGUGGGUUAAAUAUUCUUUUAUCAAUUUGUUCGAUUUUAGUGAAGUGUAGUGUAGCUUUAGUUGAAAAAUGCCAUUCGACUUUUUGUGUUGUGUUAGACCUGGUGUAGAAGAUAUAGUGGAAUUAGAUUAUUCUCACCAUUCAUUAACGGAUGUGCCGACGGAAGUGUUUGUCUACGAGAGGACUCUCGAAACGCUAUUAUGUCAAAGCAAUCGUAUCACCGAAUUACCGCGUCAGCUUUUUAUGUGUCAUGGCUUAAAGUAUUUAGAUCUGAGUGACAAUGAGCUUCAGGCUAUCCCCACAGCCAUAUCGUCGUUGGUUAACUUACAGCAUUUGAACCUAAGUAGGAACACCUUAGCAUCCAUACCGGAUAACAUGAAAUCAUUAAAAAAUUUGAUGUUUCUAGAUCUUAGUGUAAAUCCAUUAGAAAAAUUACCAGAAACUAUCACGAACUUAAUAGCAAUGCAAGAUUUAUAUUUAAAUGAUACAUAUCUAGAGUAUCUUCCUGGUAACUUUGGCCGUCUCGCAAAUUUACGAAUACUGGAACUAAGGGAUAAUUAUCUUAUGAUCCUUCCUAAGUCAUUGUCAAGAUCAACUGACCUUUUAAGAUUAGAUAUAGGUCAAAAUGAAUUUCAACAAUUUCCUGAGGUAAUUGGAAGAUUUUCCAAGUUAAAAGAACUUUGGAUUGAUAGCAAUAGCUUUACAAUAAUUCCAGCCGUCAUCAAACCAUUGGACAACUUAAUACACUUAGAAGCAAGCAAUAAUAUGAUUGAAGAGUUAGCACCUGAAAUUGGUUACUGCUCCCGUCUUGAAGAUCUUACUUUAUCAGUGAAUAGUCUCACACAACUUCCGGACACUAUUGGACAGUUAAGUAAUUUAACAGCCCUAAAGUUAGACAAUAAUAGACUUUACAGUAUACCAGAAAGUAUAGGUCAGUUAAAAAAUUUAGAGGAGCUUAUGUUAAUGAGUAAUUAUAUUGACAAACUACCGUCUUCCAUUGGUCUCUUGAGAAAACUACAAUAUUUAAAUGUUGAUGAAAACAUGUUAAGGGUUAUUCCUCCAGAAAUUGGGAGUUGUGCAAAGUUAUCUGUUCUGUCAGUCCGUUCUAACAAGUUAACAAAAAUUCCACCCGAAAUUGGACAUCUAACUUCUUUAAGGGUUCUGAAUUUGGUAAGAAAUUCAUUGAGCUAUCUUCCCCAAUCCUUGUUGAAUUGUGAUAACUUAGUAGCCCUUUGGCUGUCUGAAAAUCAAAGCAAACCAUUAGUGCCUAUGCAUUCUGAAGUAGAUCCAAAUACUUAUGAACAAGUUCUGACCUGUUUCCUCUUCCCUCAAGUGCCUUUAACUCCCAUUGACAUUAAAUUGGAGAAUGUGAAGUCAGAAGCACAAAGUGUUCCUCGUCAUAUAAGCUUUGUGGACAUGAAACCAGCUGUAAAGACCAAUGAAAAGCCUGGCCAGUUGAGAAGAGCACCUACACCUUAUCCAAAAGAAUUAAGAGCUAUGGCAAAACAUGCACGAAAUAUUCAUAAAGAUGGCACACAGGACGUACCCCCACCUAUGCAGAAUGCAGUUCAUAUCAAAGCUGCCAAAAUAACCCCAACUUUGCAACAGAGAUUUGCUUCUGAUAACAAAACUGACAUAAAUAAUAUAAAUCCUGACAGUUGUAAUGUCCAAGAUCCAAUGAAAGUAUCUGUCUAUGAUAAUUUACCACCUGAAAAUACAUAUGACAAGCCUUUAGACUUAAACUAUGAGGAAGACAAGACAUAUAAGAGUGUGGAUCAUGCUUUAUAUUCUGAUAAUAACACUGAAACCAUAUCAUAUAAAGAUGAAAAUGUGGACACUUGUGGAUUAGGUCCAUCACAUUAUGCCAUUAAACAGAAUGAAAGAUAUUCUCCUCGGCAAGAAAUCACCAGAUCCAGUUCUUCGUUAGUGUCUAACAAUUACAGAAGUCAUGCACAUGAAAAUAAAAAUUAUCCAAUGUCUGGUGAGCAUUCAUAUCAAUGUUCUGAUGAUACUUGUAAUCAGAUACAGAGACUAAGUGUUAGUUCUCAUGAAAGGCACUCCAGAGAAGAAACAAUACUGAGUCCUCAAUUUCAUGAAAACUCAUAUGGUACAAGGUGUAGGAUUGAUAACUUACCACAUUUUGAGCCCAUGUAUGCAAGGAAAGAGUCAGUGUGCCAUCCAGAAAACAAUUACCACACUAAUACCUACACAAGCGAUGCCUUGCCUUGUGGUUCAGAAAAAAUUUAUCCCCCCAAAAACUAUGAUGUAUUUAAUUAUCAUCCCCAUGUAGGCAGGGAUUUAUCAGCCCCAAGAGUCCAUACCGUGAGUCACAUGGUUAGUUCAACAACUAUGCCUAAUAUGUGUAAUUACAAUAACAUGUACCCCCCUCCCAAUGUUGAUACGAAUCAUUAUAAUGCAUUGCACCAAACUGCAUCAACUAACUGCAACAUAUAUGAUAUGUCAGCAUCAAGUCCAACUUAUGUUCAAUCUCAAUCUCCAGAGCUUUAUUCACCUACUGGUCACACAAAUGCUACAAAUCCAUAUCGCAUGACAAACACACCUCUCAUAUCCGACGAUGGUAGCUUUCCACAUGUACAACCUAUAUCUAGUCAUAAUAUGUAUGAGAUAUAUGAUGCUAUGCCAGCUUCAUCGAAUACACCUAGUGUUGUAAGUCAUCGACAUAGUCCAAGUGGACUUUCAGAGACUGUAUACAUGAGAGGUCAACCCCCACCUUACCAUAUUGCUGCUCCUUAUACAAAACAUGCUCAAUACUUUAAUGGUACUGGGGGAUAGCAUUACAUGUAAUAUACACCUUAAAGUUUUGUGACUGACUUUUGAAACUUUUUUUUAUAUACACAUACAAUUUUAAUUUAAUUUACUUCUCUUGUGUACUACUGUUCUCUGGAUGUGCAAUUUAAAUGUGAUAAAUAUAUAAUAUGAAAAAUUAAUAUAAUAUAAGGUGCUAAAAUGGAUCAUUAAUGUUAUCCAGAUGGAUAUUUUAAAAGCAGUUAAUGUUCAAACGAAAAAAUUAUAAUAAUAUGUAUAUUCAAAAAGAGAAUGUUGUAGGUACUAUAAAGUACAAUUUGUAACAACUAUGUUGUUUGUUAUAUUAAUAUUCUGAAAUUGAUUGUAAUGUGAAGUGUCCUGGUGUGUUUUUAACUAAAUAACUAUAAUUUUACUAUUGAUACAUAUUAACUGAAUAAGAGUAAUGCAUAAAUUUUAUGUAUUGUAUAGAAAUAUUUUCUUACCCUUUUCUUAAGUGCAAUUAAGGACCACUGUACGAACAUUUCUCCUCUUUAGGUAAAUGUUACAAUACAUAUAAUGCAUUUUAUUAUGUUAUAUUUUAUCUAUGCUCUCUAAAGGGUUCUACUUCAUAUAAGGUGCUCAAGUUCCUAAAGGGAUUAAAGAACUUGUAACAACACUGAAUUCUGCACAUUCUUUUGCUCUAUGUUCCUAAAUUCUACAAUAUCUAUUUUAUAUUCUAUUUUUCGUAUUUUAUUACAAAGUAUUUUAUCAAUAUUUAUUUUAUUACAUUAUAGUUUUAUGCUCAACACCAAUUUUACUUUCUAACAGAAUGAAUGCUUUGUGAGCUAUGUAUAAUUUUUGUAUCGGUAAAUGAGGGUAUCGUAUCUGAAUUCUAAUGUACUUAAGUUAUUUUUAAAAAAUAUUAAGGGUUUGGAUAACCUCUUCGAAGAUAGAAAAUGUCAAAGAGUUAUGGCGGCAAAGUAUAAAAAUUAAUAAAAUAAAUUACGUCAUGUAAAAAAGUCUUUGAAGUGUAUAGUAAACUAUAUUUUUUUUAAAAGAAAUAACUUUAAAUAAAAAAUAAAAACUGUAUAUCACACUGGAGUUUGUUGCAAUUUUUAACGUCUAUAUGUUAAAGGAAAGUGAAAAUAUUAAUACGUAAUAUAAUAAGAAUGACAUUGUAUGUACAUUUACAAUAUCAUUUUUAUCUAAUAGCAAUCAUAUGAAUAAUCACAUUUUACAACUAAUAUUAACAUUCAUGUUAAGAUAUGUAUUAAUUAAUUAUAUAUUUUCCAUCAGAAUUUAUUAUGUGUGUGAUUACUGUAAUGUAAAUAACUUUGUUUAAUUAUGUGGCGCUGACACAUUAGCUGUCAUAAACUUGUUAUCAUUAGAGAACAGAAGAAAGUUAAUUUUGCUUUGGACGUAUACGUUCAACUUCUGCGGUCCAUCAUCUACGAGUUGUGAUUAAAAAAGAUCGCCUCGACCUAUUCCGUGUAUUUCCGCUUGACCUAUUUGUAUGAAAAGAUAUAGGUUACAGAAUUAACAAGGCUAUUUGUUUAUUUUACCUUACCUCUGAUUUAUAAAAUUAUUUUUCGGUUCAUAAUUCUAUAUCAAUUCUAUUUUUAAUAUUACAAAGCUUGAUGUUCUUGUUCUUAAACAAGAGCUUAUAAGUAAUUUAUCGCAAUAAUAAUAUUAUAUUAAAAUUUAUUUUGACCUUGGGGCCAUUUAAAAUGUAUAAUUGUAUGUCUUACAAAAUUUGGAAAUAAUAACUAAUGUUGACGAUUACGUCUUUAAAUUUGUCUUAAACGUAUACACGUGGCUUAAAGUCUAGUACCCUUGGUAGCAAUAUUCAUCGUAAAAAAUAUCGACAAAAAUUAAUUACAGAACAACUUUAAACAGUCUGUGCUAAAGCUUUUGAUGCCAAUUCGUACUGAGGGUACCGUUUAAUUAACUAAUGUAGAUAGAUGAAUACGAUUAAGUAUUAAGCACCAUAAGCUCCGAGUCCGACUAUGAAUUCUUCAUUAGGUUCCCAUUAUGCAAGUGUAAUACGUAAUACAUAACUUAUUUGCUCCGUUGUGAAUUUAAAACACAACACUUUCUAAAGACUGAAAACUAAAAACAUAUCAUUUAGCAACAGACUAUCUAUUUUAUUAAUGCGUACAUACCUAAGUGCGUUUCUUAUGUUUUGUAAUUAAUAAUUAUUAUAUUUUGUUCCCAUCUAUUUGCUACUCUUUAUCACUUGAACUUUUAUCUAUAAACCUUAUAAAUUUCGUCCACUUCAUCCGCCCAUUUGUUAAAGUUUAAUUGCUCUUUCUGAAGAUUGUACUAAACUUUCAUCUUACUUUAUUAUAAAUUUAUUGAUAAGGGUUUUGAAGAAGAAAAUUGACAUAUGCAUAAUAAAGUUACACAAAUUUUGCAAUUUUUAGCAAUUUUAUUCCAGACUGCCAACCUCUAUCGCCAUUUUGUUUUUGUUAAUGAAUAAUAAAAUAUAAAAAGUGGAUCAAAAUGACUGCAUGACAGUUGAUUAUUUUGUUGUAUGUUGAAGUUAUAUUUAUGAAGCUUUUAGACGUUACAUGUGGAUAUUGGAGGAAAAUAUAACAAGAUACAUAUUAAAAUUAUAAUAAAAUAAAUAAUUAUAUAGUGCAAAUUAGAGUAAAAGUGUAUAACUAAUCAAAUUCAUAGUUAUCAUUAUAUUAUAAAAUAACAUCAUUUCGUAUAGAUAAUAUAAAAUAGUAUUAACUUUUGAAACUGUCGUUUCAAAGGGAUUGUAAGAUCGGUAUUAUUUUCAAUUUUUUUUUUUAGUUACAUCUUCAAUUAAUUUAUUUUAAAGAGAAUAUGCACACAGCAUGCUAUGUACGUGCCACAUUAUCAUUUCUACCUCAUUUGUGAAAUGCCAAAUUGCAAAUACUCACUUUAGUGGUAAUUUUUAUUUUUGUAAUUUGGAUUUAUUUUAAUUGCGGGAUGUGAAAAUCAUUGCUUAUGAGAAAAAUAUUUUUGAUUUGAGUGAUUGUAUAGAUAUGAUUUUAUCAUGUAACAACACAUUGAAUUACAAUUAAUACUAAAAUAAUAUUUUUUUUUAAUAUUUUUCUAUUUUAUUUAAUAUUGUAAAGGAUACAAAUGGUUGUAUUUGUAAAGUGUUCCAUGUUUUCGAGUAUUGUAAAAGAAAUCGGAUUGCGAAUAAAAUUGCCUAAUACGUAAAAUCACAAAAAUUACAGAACUGAAUUUUAAAGAACGCAAUAUUUUUAUACUCUAUAUUCCGUUGUCAAUACUUUAACUUCUUAACAUUUAUUGUACUAAGUGUUAAAAACGCGUAUUAAUAUGUAUAAAGUUAUUUAUAGAGGUUAAAAGAAUAAUAAUGUAAUAACUGUAUUUUAUGACAUCAAGGGAAAAAAGAGAAGAAUGUUGUAAUAUUAUUUAUUAUUUUCUAUAAAACCAAUGUUAUUCGAUUGGAACGAAAAAUAGGCACAAUUAAACUUCUUUUCUACGAAGUCUUCUUCGUAUGUAGUGAUUCAAUAAGAGAAAUUAGAUAUUCCUAAUAACUUUACUGUAUUCACAUGUUGUAGUUUAAAACAACACUUAGAAAAUUGAAUAUUUAAAUACAGAGUAAGUGUGAAUUUGUUAGCAUAUUAAAACUGAAUUGUAAAGAAGAAUAGUUAUGUUUUUACACAGUAAUGCCCUAAAUAUUGUAGAAUGUCAAUAAAUUGUUUGAAAUUUAA
This is a messenger RNA of Danaus plexippus (monarch butterfly), 6630 nucleotides long. RefSeq names its product leucine-rich repeat-containing protein 1-like (gene Lap1). Gene Ontology annotation, cellular component: postsynaptic density; postsynaptic membrane; adherens junction. Gene Ontology annotation, biological process: neurotransmitter receptor transport, endosome to postsynaptic membrane; neurotransmitter receptor transport postsynaptic membrane to endosome. Gene Ontology annotation, molecular function: protein binding. Bases 242 to 2965 code for a protein of 907 amino acids. NCBI's taxonomy places the organism in Eukaryota, Metazoa, Arthropoda, Insecta, Lepidoptera, Nymphalidae. The transcript has a single exon. The record is from RefSeq and is a predicted model, not a curated record.